Molecule: messenger RNA, 471 nt
Organism: Paraglomus brasilianum
Lineage: Eukaryota; Fungi; Glomeromycota; Glomeromycetes; Paraglomerales; Paraglomeraceae
Source: the annotation of a GenBank genome assembly
AUGGUGAUUCAUAGACAAAGCAAUGAGGAGCAAGAUGAUAAGGUGUGUGAGAGCAAAACAACAUGGGAGAGGGGGCAAGAUGACAAGAUCAGCAAGGGAGCAUGCAAUGGGGAGGAAGGAAGCGGUCUGCUGUGGACAAAACAUCCUCAACACGUUUUCCCAUCUCCAACCAAACCCCGACCACUAGGAGGGCCUGCUGCCAGUCUCCAGAAGGGCAGUGAAUUGCCAGUUCCAAAGAGGGUAACAAAUUUACCAGUCCUAGAGGGCGGCGGUAUGUUCCCAGGCGCAUGGACUGGUCAAAGGGAAGGAAGCGGUCUGCCGUGGACAAAACAUCCUCGACACGUUUUCCCAUCUCCAACCAAACCCCUACCACCAGGAGGGCCUGCUGCCAGUCUCCAGAAGGGCAGUGAAUUGCCAGUUCCGAAGAGGGUAGCAAAUUUGCCAGUCCUAGAGGCAGGCGGCCACACGUAA